UACAAAUAUUUACACUAACUUCUUGGGUAUGGCCUCCCAUUCCCAAGCCCCAACCAUUCUCUUCCUUUUCCUCAAUAUCCUAUUUUUUGCUAUUGUUGAUUGUCAACACGCACUUGCCCAAACUCCUUGUACAUGUAUCGAACCCCCUAUCACACCUCCUAGCACAGGAGGUGAAGGUCGACCCCCUGUCCAACUUCCGAACAAUGGUCGAUCCCCUGUACCACCUCCGAUUGGUGGUCGACCCCCUGUCCCACCUCCAGGUAGCAGUCGACCCCCUGUCACACCUCCAAGCAGCAGUCGACCUCCUGUCCCACCUCCAGGUAGCAAUCGACCCCCUGUCCCACUUCCAGGUAGCAACCGAUCCCCUGUUUCACCUCCUGGUACUGUCCGACCCCCCACCCCAUCUCCUGGUAGUGGCCAAUCUCCUAAUUCACCUACUAAUGAAGGUACUAGUGGUAUCCAAACCCCUACACCCCGUAGUAGCCAACCACCUAUCCAACCUCCAAUCCCACCUCCUGGUAAUGGGCGACAACCUGUCCCACCACCAAGUAAUAAUGGUCAAUCCCCAGUCCCACCUCCAGGCAAUGGUCGACCUCCCGUCCCACCUCCAGGCAGUGGCCAACCCCCUGUCCCACCUCCAGGCAGUAGUCGACCCCCAGUCCCACCUCCAGGCAGUAGUCGACCCCCAGUCCCACCUCCAAGCAGUGGUCGACCCCCAAUCCCACCUCCAGGGAGUGGUCGACCUCCAGUCUCACCUCCAGAAAGUGGUCGACCUCCAGUCCCACCUCCAAAAAGUGGUCAACCCCCAAUUCCACCUCCAAACAAUAGCCUACCCCCUAUCCCACCUCCUAAAAGUGACGGUGACAACCAACCUAGUACACCACCUUCACCACCACCUCCUUCUCCAUCUCCACCACCACCGCCACCACCUCCAUCUCCAUCUCCACCACCACCUCCAUCUCCAUCCCCACCACCUCCUUCUCCAUCUCCAUCUCCACCGCCGCCGCCACCACCACCUCCUUCUCUAUCUCCACCGCCACCAUCGCCACCACCACCUCCUUCUACAUCUCCACCACCACCCCCUUCUCCAUCUCCACCACCGCCUCCACCACCGCCAUCACUACCACCUCCAUCUCCAUCCCCACCACCUCCUUCUCCACCACCUCCAUCUCCAUCUCCACCACCACCGUCACCACCACCUCCAUCUCCAUCUCCACCACCGCCAUCACCACCACCUCCAUCUCCAUCUCCACCACCGCCGACACGACCACCACCUCCUCCUGUUAUUCGUACAUGCCCACUAAUAAAACUAAAGUUGACUGAAUGUGCCCUUAUAUUAACUAAGAUAACUCGUGCCCAAGGAACCCUUCGCGAAAUUUUGGCAAAGCCUUGUUGCAGAAACCUUGUUGGACUGGAUGAUCUCCAAGCUAGCGUUUGUCUUUGCGCAGCAUCUCAAAUCAAAGUUUCCAGCAUCCCCAUUGACAAUGUCAAUGUCAAUGCUGCUAUAACUGUUCUUCUCGAGGCAUGUCCACGCAGCCCUACACCUGGUUUCAAGUGCUAAAGAUGUAGCAUGCUUUAGUGUGCUACAUUCUUGGAUGGAAUGAUAUGUAGAGUCAACACAAAAAUAUAUGAAUAAUUGAGUUUAACGGUCCAUAUAAUCAUCUAAACUCUUUUCGUGAUUGCGUGUAUUUUCAUCAUAAUAUUUAUAUAAAUAGAAAAAUUUGUGAAGAUAUAUGGCAAAGUAUGACAUCCGUGUUUAUUACGAUGAUUUUAAUU
Ipomoea triloba (trilobed morning glory) is the source of this 1776-nucleotide messenger RNA. Its product is annotated as basic proline-rich protein-like. The coding region runs from base 29 to 1561 and encodes 510 amino acids. The transcript has 2 exons. The record is from RefSeq and is a predicted model, not a curated record. Lineage: Eukaryota; Viridiplantae; Streptophyta; Magnoliopsida; Solanales; Convolvulaceae.